UUCCGGUUCAGAGGUCGCGCCUAUCAGCUGCUUAUGGAAGUUUCUAGCAGUAUCCUGUGAGCUGAUGGUUCUGUUGCAAUCUGCUUCCUCGAAUGUGUUCCUGCAGUAAUCGUGGUGAUGUUCGGAUGUUUAGUCGCCGGCAGACUGGUCCAGACGGACGCGCAGCAGGUCGCCUCUGAUAAGUUCGUCUUUACUCUGCCGGACUAUGAGAAGGUCAAUCAUGUGGUGGUGUUCAUGCUGGGCACGGUGCCCUUCCCAGUGGGCAUGGGUGGUGCUGUCUACUUCUCUUUCCCAGACCCUGCUGUCGGACAGGUGUGGCAGCUUUUAGGCUUCAUUACCAAUGAGAAACCCAGUGCCAUAUUCAGAAUCUCUGGUAUGAAAGCUGGUGAGGGUGGAGCUCAUCCGUUUGGCAUGAUGGCCGUCCCUCAGGCUCCGUCAGUGGCUCAGGUUGGAGUUUCUAUUGAAUCUUUGGACCUGCUUGCACAACAAACACCAGUCUCUACUUCAGCUGUCUCCAAAGUGGACUCCUUCACACAGUUCACGCAGAAGAUGCUGGAGAGCCUGUACAACUUCACCUCGUCUUUUGCGCUGUCCCAGUCGCAGAUGACACCGAACCCUUCAGAGAUGUUUGUUCCUGCGAGCUCCAUCCUCAAAUGGUAUGAAAACUUUCAGAGGCGAAUGAUGCAGAAUCCAAACUUCUGGAAGACGUGACUUACUGCCGUUGUGUUUUUAACAGUUUGAUCCACUACUUUAUGAAGAACAAUUUAUUUCAUUUAAUAUUCAGUUUUAAUUUCCAUGCAGAGUUUCACGUGGUCAAGGAAAUUUUUCUCAUGAAUAUUGCCUG
Molecule: messenger RNA, 844 nt
Organism: Sinocyclocheilus anshuiensis
Lineage: Eukaryota; Metazoa; Chordata; Actinopteri; Cypriniformes; Cyprinidae
Gene: hikeshi
Product: heat shock protein nuclear import factor hikeshi
Exons: 5
Coding region: 118-711 (197 amino acids)
Biological process (GO): protein import into nucleus
Cellular component (GO): nucleus; cytosol
Molecular function (GO): Hsp70 protein binding; nuclear import signal receptor activity
Source: RefSeq, a predicted model, not a curated record